Molecule: messenger RNA, 1753 nt
Organism: Aethina tumida (small hive beetle)
Lineage: Eukaryota; Metazoa; Arthropoda; Insecta; Coleoptera; Nitidulidae
Product: pancreatic triacylglycerol lipase
Exons: 6
Coding region: 275-1420 (381 amino acids)
Biological process (GO): lipid metabolic process
Molecular function (GO): lipase activity
Source: RefSeq, a predicted model, not a curated record
GACCAUUUCGCGUAAUGAAUUGUAACAUUGAAAACCGCACACGAAAAUGAGGAUCCCCGUUAGCGGCGGCAACAGAACGAACCUUGCCAAGCACUAUCAAGACAGGAAGUGUUGUGUCAUUGGCAAUUUAACAAAAUAAAAAAAUUCAGUUUCAAACAAUCCACCGCCGGUGCAACAUCCUCAUUCGGAUCGGUUUUGUGCCAGUGAAUGGGAAUAAAAACGGCAGUGAAAUCGGAUUCAUUCUCAUGUGCAGCAAUUCGUCCGAACGGGUGCGAUGAAUCUCUUCAACCAGAUCAUAGGGUUGGCUUUCAAUCUGAUAAGCCUGCCCUUCGGCCAUAAUUCCCAAUUCGACUUGGAGAACAGCAUCACAAAGCCGAUGCAAUUGAACGCAUUGUCGCCUAUUAACAUGCUUAGGAGAGCCGGUCUAGCGUCCUGCAGGAGCAUGCUCUUUCAGAUGGGCGAGAACAACCUGAAGUUCAGCUUCCUGCCGAAGGGUUACUGUUCGAACUGUUGCCCGCUGAGGGCGGACCGGGAUGUCCGCUUCGUCCUGUACAACCGGCGGCACCGGACGUCCGGUGUGCCCGUCGAGCCGUACAACGAGGCCGGCGCCGCGUCCAGGGCUGGUCUCGACGUCAACGCGUCCACCGUCGUUUUCAUACACGGGUUCACGGAACCGUCGCCCGGAGAGAGUGGCACCGCCAUUGUCGACGCGUAUUUAAGUAGACCGGAGCCCUACAAUGUAAUAUUGGUGGAUUGGUCGGAUUUGGGUGCGUUUCCUUGGUACAGGACGGCGGUGCAGAAUGUCAAACUGGUCGGCACGCUGUUGAAGGAGUUCAUCGAAACGUUUCACAGCAGCGGUGAAUUGAAUGUGGGGACUUUGCACGUGGUCGGCUUCAGUUUGGGUUGUCAUAUUGCCUCGCAUGCUGGCAAACAACUGAAAGGAGUCAAGUUGCCAAGGAUUACCGCUUUGGAUCCGGCUUUCCCGGAAUUCUCUCUGGAAGAUCCGUCUAAAAGACUGACGCAGAGCGACGCUGAAUACAUCGACGUGAUACAUACGGAUGGGGGCGUGUUGGGUUUUCCUCUGGCCAUCGGUCACGCUGAUUUCUAUCCGAACGGGGGACGUGCCCUUCAGCCCGGAUGUCAACCCAGCUAUUUGGUUCAGCUUCGUCUCAUCGAUCAAGUGUUGGCGUGCAGUCACGUGAGAGCCUGGAGAUUGUAUGCGGAGUCCGUGCGAAAUCCCACCGCUUUCCCGGCCACCAGAUGCAAGUCAUGGCGGGGUACGAGCCGGCAAUGCAAUUUUACACAGGAUGCAUUCAUGGGCUUCGGAUGCAAUAAGACGACACGUGGACAAUAUUAUCUUCUAACAAAACACAAAUCCCCUUAUUCGAAGACGGUGGCCGAACAGACCGUAGUGAAAUGAAUUCAUUAGCCUGCGGAGAAUUCAAUUUUCCUUAUCACAAACUCAUCUCUGGGAGAAAACGCUUUAACUAUAACGCUCUAACAUAAAAGACAUUUUCAUAUUGCCCGCUUAAUGAUUUUAAUACACUUUUUUUGUUUGUGUCGCGUCGCGUUUUGUGUACUUACCGAUCUCAUUAUGCACUGGAUUGUCGGAUCAAAUCAACCAAAAUUAAUGAACGGGGCGGAAAUCGAACAGGUUUCAGCAAUUUGUAGCUAAUGAUGUAAUUAUCUUGUCGAUGGAAAUAUAAACUUAAUGAUUAGUGUUUUUAGUAUUUUUUUACAUGUCUAUUUUUUU